Messenger RNA from Propithecus coquereli (Coquerel's sifaka), 3692 nucleotides. RefSeq names its product serum/glucocorticoid regulated kinase 2 (gene SGK2). Gene Ontology annotation, biological process: protein phosphorylation. The transcript has 14 exons. NCBI's taxonomy places the organism in Eukaryota, Metazoa, Chordata, Mammalia, Primates, Indriidae. Gene Ontology annotation, molecular function: protein serine/threonine kinase activity; ATP binding. The record is from RefSeq and is a predicted model, not a curated record. Bases 62 to 1507 code for a protein of 481 amino acids.
GGUCGCUACUGACUGGGAAGGUUGCUCUGCACGUCAGGAUUGGGUUUCAGGUCAGAGGACCAUGCGGAGAGAGCGGAGGGCAGAGCUGUGCUUGAGGCUGCUCCCCAGGACCUCAGCUAGACUGAGAGCUUUCAGGGGAGAUGACGUCCCCGAGGGAACAGAGGUCUCCCGUCCUAUCUUAAGUGCUGCUGGAUCCCGCAUGACGUCAGCCAGCCCCCUCGCUGCUGCCGGGAGCCGCGAGCUCUGUGCUGGGGCCCGGCCGGCACCAGGCACGGACACUUCAGCCCUUGUUGGGAAAACAGAGAGAGGCUCUCUUGUCCACUGCCUGUCUUCAGCUCCAACUGCUGGUUCUCCCAGAGGCUUCUCAGGCUGUGCAGAGAGCCCACCUGAUCACCGCCACAGAAUGGACUCUAGCCUGGCCGGGGCCCCCAGUCCACAGCCCUCCAGGGCCAAUGGGAACGUCCACCUGGGGCCUUCAGUCAACCCAAAUGCCAGGCCCACGGACUUCGACUUUCUCAAAGUCAUUGGCAAAGGGAACUACGGGAAGGUCCUACUGGCCAAGCACAAGUCCGACGGGACGUUCUAUGCAGUGAAGGUGCUGCAGAAAAAAUCCAUCUUGAAGAAGAAAGAGCAGGGCCACAUCAUGGCGGAGCGCAGUGUGCUUCUCAAGAAUGUGCGGCACCCCUUCCUCGUGGGCCUGCGCUACUCCUUCCAGACACCUGAGAAGCUCUACUUUGUGCUGGACUAUGUCAAUGGGGGAGAGCUCUUCUUCCACCUGCAGCGGGAGCGCCGGUUCCUGGAGCCUCGGGCCCGCUUCUAUGCUGCAGAGGUGGCCAGCGCCAUUGGCUACCUGCACUCCCUCAACGUCAUUUACAGGGACUUGAAACCAGAGAACAUCCUCUUGGACUGCCAGGGACACGUGGUGCUGACCGAUUUCGGCCUCUGCAAGGAAGGUGUCGAGCCCGAGGAGACCACGUCCACGUUCUGUGGUACCCCAGAGUACUUGGCCCCAGAAGUGCUCCGUAAAGAGCCGUAUGACCGGGCGGUGGACUGGUGGUGCUUGGGGGCAGUCCUCUAUGAGAUGCUACACGGCCUGCCGCCCUUCUACAGCCAAGACGUGUCCCAGAUGUAUGAAAACAUUCUGUACCAGCCACUACAGAUCCCUGGGGGCCGGACAGUGGCCGCUUGUGACCUCCUACAAGGCCUUCUCCACAAGGACCAGAGGCAGCGGCUGGGCUCCAAAGCAGACUUCCUCGAGAUAAAGAAUCAUGUAUUCUUCAGCCCCAUAAACUGGGAUGACUUGUACCACAAGAGGCUAACUCCCCCCUUCAACCCAAAUGUGGCAGGACCUGCUGACUUGAAAAACUUUGACCCAGAGUUCACCCAGGAAGCUGUGUCCAAGUCCAUUGGCUGCACUCCUGACACUGUGGCCAGCAGCUCUGGGGCCUCAAGUGCAUUUCUGGGAUUUUCUUAUGCACAGGGGGAUGAUGACCUCUUGGAUUGCUAGAAGAGGAGCACCUGUGAAACCACUGAGACCAGCUGGUAUUAGUACGGAAUUACCUUCAGCUACUAGGAACAGAGAUGCAAAGUAACAAUGACUUGGAUGAGAAACAAGUUUAUUUUUUUCCCAUCACAUAAAAGAAUAGUGUUAGGCAGUCCAGGGCUAGUGUGACAGGUCAUCAGACACUCAGAGGCAAUGGCUUCCAAUAUCAGGGUUGCUACAUUAUCACAAAAUGGUUACUGGAGCUCUAGCCACCAAUUUUGUGUUCUGGGCAGGGAAAAAGGAGGAAGGGAAGAGAGCAAAAUGGUACUUUGAAAAGCUAUCCCAGAGCCCCACCAAUGACUUCUGCUUACAUCUUACUAACCACACACCCUUGCCUGGAUUGGAGGCUGGGCUGCGUGGCUCAUUAGCUGGGCACAUGACUACCCAGCUGACACUAAGAGAGAAACGGAGAAUGUUGGAUAGGCAACCAAGCACUCCUUACCAGAAGGGCUCCUAGUGUUUGGAUUUUGAUCUCAAUGUGUAAAAUGACAGAGAUGUAACAAGCUUAUAGGGUGUCAGCCAACAUCUCCAUAUUGAUGGUGUCUUUCUUUGCUGUGGGUAGUACUGGACAUUUGUUUUGGGUUGUUUGCCUGGUAUCUGAACCCCUUCCUAUAUUCAGGGAGUACCCUACUUUAUAAGCCUUCAUGAAGGGCAAUAACUACCUCCACGUAGAGUAGCUAAAAAUGCUAGAUACUGACUUUCCCAGCCUCCCCUGACCUAGGGCCAGGCAUGUGGCCCAGGGAUGCAUCUGUGCCACUUUUGAUUCAGGGAAGGGACUAGGAGCUCUCUUUCAUGUGUUAAUUGUGGUGAGUACCCACAAAACUGAGUUUCUGGUAUAAAAAUAGCAACAAUGCAAAUUGUAGCAAUUGGUACUUAGCUUCAGCAACAGCAGCAGUUUCCUCAUCAGACCAGCACUGCAGUGUCAUUCCUGGAAGCCUCAAAUCUCAUUCUCUAGCUGUCCCAAUGAUGUCAAGAGCAUUUGAUGCCUUUAACACAUUCCUUUUUUGCUUAAUUGGCCAAAAUCAGUAUUAGAUCGCCUGCCUAAGCUUCGCCAGUUUCUGUGCUAGACUUUUUAAUGCCUGUUACCAAUUUUCAUCCAAACAACCCUAAGAUAGAAUUAUUACUAUCUCCUUUUUACCAAUAAAGAAGCAGGAUCAGAGAAGUUGUUCCUUGCCUGAAGAUCACAUAGCUAAUAAGGGCCAGAGAUGCGACUUGGAGCCAUAUUUGACUCUCACAUUGAACUUUUGUGCCGAUCUGCCCCUCACUCUGAGUGGUAGGUCCAAGCAGAAUGACUGUCAAAAUCUCUAAUGAAAGCCAAAUCAAGAAUUAGUCGGACCAAGCGAGGUGUGAGAAAUGGGGUCUUGAAGAGGAGCCAUUCAAGUGAAUGCUAUUCAUGGUCUGAGCCUGGCUGCCAAGUUCAUGCUGUGCUGCACCUCGCAUGGGGAGCUCAGGCCUUGGACAGAGCUGGAGACUGCUGCAGACUUGGUGACCAGAGCUUCCUGGCCACCCAUGGAGCUCCAUACGUUCAAGAUUAGUCGUUUCUAAAGGUAAUUCUGAUUGGACAGAACGUGAGCAUAUAACACCUCAUGAAUUCAGGACACCCUGCACUUGUGGGAUGGAUCAUACUUCCUUACUUCAGUGGUUUUUCACAAACCUGUGGUUCCUACUUCAGGGUGGCCUUAUUAGCUUUUUGGUUUGGGGACAAGAGGAAGAACUUUCUUAGGAUUAGUGUGUGCUGGUGAUUUUAUUGCCUUUUCCUCUUAACUCAGUCCCACUCUUUCCCUUCCAUUUUUGUCCACCUAGUCCCCUGCCCAAGCAAUUAUGGGGGACAAAUCUGGGAGACCAUGGAAAAAACACCAGUGACACUGACCUAUUGGAGAUCAAAGCUGGGUCAGGAAGAAUUAAUAUUAAGCUUUGACAUGUGCUGAGAACUCUGAAACACUCUGAUUUCCAUCUUAAUAGCACUUGUCAAUUGACAAAUGUAGAAUAAGGUGAGCGAGAGGUCAAAAUCCCCCCAACUUCCCAAAGCAAAAAUCAAAAGUGUAAUUGUCGGACACAUGCUAGUACUGUCAAAAGUACACAAUCAGCUAUGGGUUGUGAAACAUGUAAUGGUUUUAUCUAUUCUAAGGUGUAAAAUCACAAAUUUUUC